AUGGUGACCAAGUUCUACCAACACAUCCUGGCCUUGGCAUUUGCCAUAAAUGAAAUAAAUGAGGAUUCCAAGAUCUUACCCAAUAUCACGCUUGGAUUCCAUAUCUGUGAUAGCUACAAUGAUGCAAUGAUGACCUAUCGGACCACUCUGGACCUUCUUUUCAAGAUGCGCAGUCUUUUACCUAAUUAUGAAUGUGAUUCUGGGAAAAAGCUUAUUGCUGUUAUUGGCGGACUUGGUUCCGUUGUCUCAUUCCAUAUGGCAAACCUUUUAAGUCUUUAUAAGAUCCCACAGCUUACUUAUGGCUCCUUUGCUCAAGAUGAGAGCCAUAUUACACCAUCCCAAGCUCUAUACCGUAUGGUUCCAAAUGAAGCCAGUCAGUAUAGGGGAAUUAUCCAGUUACUUCACCAUUUCGGGUGGACAUGGAUUGGGUUCUUCAUCACUGAUGAUGACAGUGGAGAACAUUUCAUACAGAUGUUAGAACCCCUGCUUUCCCAGAAUGGAAUCUGUUCAGCAUUCACAACAAAAAUCCCAAAAGCAGAGUUGGAUGAUAUCUUCAGUGUUAACAGGAAAGUCUGGAAUAUUUAUCUACCGAUGACUAAUGUCAAUGUUAAUACAAUUGUUGUUUAUGGAGAAAACUUGUCCAUGAUAUUGCUGAGCAAUUUUAUGCUUCAAGCAACUCAUGAUAAUUCAGAUAUAUUCUUUCAAAGGGUAUGGGUUAUGACUGCCCAGAUUGAUUUUGGGAUGACAAGAAUUCAGAUGGGCUCAGAUUUGCAAGUGUUUCAAGGAGCCAUUUCUUUUACUGUUCACUCCCAUCAACUGCCCAAGUUCCAGAAAUUUCUUCUGGCCCUAGACCCAUGUCAAGCUGAAGGAAAUAAUUUUCUGGAUGUCUUCCUGGAGCAAGCUUUUAACUGUUUAUUUCAAUGUCCAAAGAAGAUGGAAGUCACAGAAGUACGUUCUUGGGAAGAGAGCUUGAAAAAACUUCCUGGAACUCUGUUCGAAAUGCACAUGACUGGUCCUAGCUAUAGCAUCUACAAUGCGGUCUAUGCUAUAGCACAUGCUUUACAUUCCAUGGAGUUAUUUAGAUCCAAACUCACAUCAAAGAGUGGUAUGAAAAGGACCAAACUUCAAAGUCUUCAGCCUUGGCAGCUUCAUCUAGUUCUUCAAUCUAUUGUGUUCAACAAUUCUGCUGGGGAAACAGUGUUCUUCAAUGGAAGGAAGGAAAUGGGUGGUGGAUUUGAUAUCACAAACUUAAUCACAUUCCCAAAUAACUCCUUCGUUAGAGUGCAAAUUGGAACAGUGGAUCCUGAAGGGAAAAAUCUCAAUAUUGAUGACUCAUCAAUUAUGUGGCCCCAGCGUUAUAAGCAGGUACAACCAGUUUCCGUAUGUUCUGAAUCUUGCCCUCCAGGGUAUCAGAAGAAAAAAAGAGAAAAGGAUAAAUUUUGCUGUUAUGAUUGCACACCAUGCCCAGAAAGGAAGAUCUCAAAGUUGAAGGAUACGAUUGAUUGUAUUGAAUGCCCAGAAGAUCAGUAUGCUACCAAGAACAGGGAUGGAUGCAUCCCCAAAACAAUAAGCUUUCUUUCUUAUGAGGAACCUUUAGGAAUCAGUUUAAUGUCAGUGGCAGUUUCCUUUUCUUUGAUAACAGUGUUGGUGUUGGGAACAUUCAUUAAGCACAGAGAUACCCCUAUUGUCAAAGCCAACAACCGGGAUCUCACCUACAUUCUUCUUAUCUCCCUUCUUCUUUGCUUCUUGUCUUCUUUGCUCUUUAUUGGACAGCCAAGGGAAGCAACUUGCUUUCUCCGACAAUCUGUUUUUGGCAUCAUAUUCUCUGUGGCUAUUUCUUCUGUACUGGCCAAAACUAUCACUGUGGUGGUAGCAUUUAUGGCCACCAAACCAGGAUCCAAGAUGAGGACAUAUAUGGGAAAAAGAUUGUCAAGCUCUAUUGUCAUUUCCUGCUCUCUGGUUCAAGUAGUUACUUGUAUUGUCUGGGUGACAACCUCACCUCCAUUCCCAAAUUUAGAUAUGUACUCAGUCCCUGGAGAAAUUGUAGUAGAAUGUAAUGAAGGAACCACCAUUCUGUUUUAUCUUGUCUUGGGUUACAUGGGAUUCCUAUCCUUUAUCAGCUUUACAGUGGCUUUCCUAGCCAGGAAGUUGCCAGAUACUUUCAAUGAAGCCAAGUUCAUCACUUUUAGUAUGUUGGUGUUUUGUAGCGUUUGGUUGUCUUUUGUUCCAACCUAUUUGAGCACCAAAGGAAAGUAUAUGGUAGCUGUGGAGAUCUUCUCCAUCUUAACUUCCAGUGCUGGGUUAUUGGGUUGUAUCUUUUCGCCCAAAUGCUACAUCAUUCUUCUAAAGUCUGAACUAAACAAUUGGUAUUUUUAUUUGAAAAAAAAGGUGGGGUCCAAGAAGAAUAAAUAG
Messenger RNA from Crotalus tigris (Tiger rattlesnake), 2412 nucleotides. Its product is annotated as vomeronasal type-2 receptor 26-like. The transcript is spliced from 6 exons. Gene Ontology annotation, biological process: G protein-coupled receptor signaling pathway. Bases 1 to 2412 code for a protein of 803 amino acids. Gene Ontology annotation, molecular function: G protein-coupled receptor activity. Gene Ontology annotation, cellular component: membrane. The record is from RefSeq and is a predicted model, not a curated record. NCBI's taxonomy places the organism in Eukaryota, Metazoa, Chordata, Lepidosauria, Squamata, Viperidae.